Messenger RNA from Apis florea (little honeybee), 6167 nucleotides. It is a transcript of the gene DIP2, whose product is annotated as disco-interacting protein 2. Lineage: Eukaryota; Metazoa; Arthropoda; Insecta; Hymenoptera; Apidae. The record is from RefSeq and is a predicted model, not a curated record.
GCAGAACGUAACAAGAUGGUUUUACCCUUGAGUUUAACGUUGAAACCGCAUUAUCUCGAAUUAAUCUGGCUCUGGUAACAAUUUAACUUCAAUUUUUCUUAAAGCAUCUAUUUGAUCCGAUUGCCGAAUUGCUAUCAAUUUUGUCGAAGAAUCUUUGUCGAGUAAAUUGUACGAAAAGGGUGGAGAAAGAACGAUUGGAUUUGCGGCACGUCGAAAAAGGAAAGCCAUGGUGAUUCGCGACUGGAAGACCUCGGCAGUUGCACCUUAAGAUCGCAGAAACGCGCAAGCGUGCACGUUUGCCGAGCAAUCGAGAGAGACAGAAAAGAGUAGAAGAACUACGAUACAAAUGAGGAAGAGAGAGAUACUAGGAGAACCAGUGCAGCCUCGCAGUCUAUCUCUCUCUUUCUCGCUUUCUCCUUCUCCCUCUUCUUUUCUCUCUCCGGAUAUUCGUAACGAGAUAAGGACUCGAAGUGGACGCAUGGUUUGCUGGAAGAACGAAAACGAAUCCUCCAUUCGCGAGGAAUCGUUCGGCGAUUGCUUCGAAAGGAUAUUCGAUUCCCGGUACGAGAUAACUCGAAGCGGAAACCGAGAUAAAUCGAAAGACGUAGAAUGUAAACGGAGAAUGCUAGUUCUUGGUAAAUUUCCUUUCGGCCUGGUGUAAUUCGAGAAAGUAUAAAGUAACAUAGGUGUAUAAAAUAGAUAGGGAAAGAGAAAUUGUCAAUAUACACAUGAGAUCAAAGUAUUUGAAGAAAAAGUCACGAAGACGCGUCGAGGAUACGGCAAAGGGAUAAAAGGUGAACAAUGAACACGACGAUCGUUUGAGUGGAGAAGAAGGGCCGAACUCAUGAGACCACUGUCCUUUGAGAACUUGAGGAGGCUCGUCGGCCGCAAGAAGGACCGUAACGAGCCAUCCUUCAAGCGCAGCGAGUCCUUCAAAAGGAUAUCGAUAAGAAAAAGUUAUCUGGAUCGGGGCAAGCGACGUAACAAGCUUCAGAAGAGCCUGGAGCCGACUGUCGCGCCCUCCAUUGAUACGAAGUUAGACGAGAAAUGUAUCGAGAAGCAGACGAUAAUAAACGAACAGAAACCGAAGAAACUUCAGGACGAUACUUUGAGUCGCGAAUCGAUCAGUUACGACGAAUGGUUGCAAGGUGUCAGUUCGUCCUCGCGUGAGAAAUUGGAUGAGGUGCAUCGGGAGCAACAACAGAACAAACAAAAUAAACAACAUAUUUUAGGAAAGAACAACGUUUCGAAAUUUCAAAAACAGAUCGAGGCUGAUCACGUGGCCGAAGAUUUAAAAGUUCUCGAUUUAGAUGCAUCGCCGAUAUUAGCUUCGAAGCCUUUCAGAAUAUCGAACGAGACGAUUCAAGAAAAAAACGGUCAUCAAGAUGUCGUGCAGGAACCAUUUACCGAAGGACCUCCUAGCGUCAGUAUUAAUCUUGGUAGAAUAUGGAGAGAUGCGGUACCUAUGCCCUUCCCUUCAUCCUCGGGACCGUCUAUACACCACUCUUUGGACAGUGCGCUCAAAGAGAGGAAACCUCAGCCUACUGUGGCGCGAACAGUUUCCGCUCCGGAGAAAAGUGUCACCGGAAAAGAUAUCACAUCUGCAUUCGGUUUUUCCUUGAGAAUCGCCAAGUUGGCUGAUUUUCGUGCAGGGGGUACGAGAAAUGGUUUCUUCAACCGAAGAACGAAGAAACCAUCGCCGAGCGUAAGCGCGGAGGGUUACUUCAAGCGAACGAACGCCUCGAGGCGGUCCAGUUCUCGACGGCGUGGAAAGCGGGCGUCUCAGAGGGUAAAGAAAUCUCAACUUCAACCUCAGCCCGUGACGCGUUCGAACAGUCCGGUAUGGUUCGUCCCGCCGGAAAGACGUAGAUCGAAACGUCAGAGGCGAGUCUGGCGAGAGAUCAGAUACUUUCCCGAGGCUGAGAUUCCUGUAAUCGAGAGAAUCGACGAUUAUUCGUCGAAUUUGUCGGACGAUCAAUUCGACGACCUGAAGUUGUUGCUUUCGGGGGAUUUUAACGACAGGCGAGAAGGAGGCUUGAACUCGUUGGUCUCGUCCUCGUUAGGUUCCUUCUCCGCGACAUCCUCCUCGUCGUCGGCUUGUCGGGCACCAAAGAUUAGCGAUUUUAACGAAGACAAACUAUUCUCCGAGGAGCUACGAACUAGCGGGGUCCUCGCGCGAAGAACGAUAUGGCGACCCAUGACUUCGAAUUACUUUGCCAGUAACCAGUUUCUCAGCUUUCUAUCGAAGGGCUCGAGCAAUCUCAUUGGCAAAGAGAAGACGAGAAUAGAUUCAUCGUUGUACUACAGAUGUCUCUCGUCUACCGACAGCGAAACCGAGGACGAAACGGCCAAUCAUCUCGAACGAAGGAAGAGCGCUCACGUGAUGCAUAGGCAGCAACACUUAAAGAGGCAAAGAUCGGGGCUUAGGAGAAGACCUCUCAGGCGAAAAUCUCAACUUCGAAAGGCUUCCGGCCAGCCAGUCUUUCUCGUGCGAAAAUGCUCGUCCUUGAGGAAAAGACCCAGGGAUAUUACGCAAAAGGGGUAUGAGAAGAAACGGACACGUCUAUUACAACAGUAUGCCUCAAAGCAGCUGGGGGCUGGAAAGGAUGGAGGAGGUGUCGGCGUCCUCGGUAUCGGAGGGGUCGAGAGAACAGGUUAUGGAAGCGGUGGUGGUGGUGUUGGUGGUGGGGGCGUCGGCGUCGGCGUUGGCGUCGGCGUCGGGGUCGGUAUCGGUGUCGGUGGCCGACCACAGCCACGUGCACGCCGCACGCAGCGCCGUGUCACUCACAGCGAGAAGCGCUAUCAUUCAGGAGGCCGGCUAGUACCUGGAGGAAUCGCCAGUCCCCCGGGAUCUGGCGGCUCCACCGGAAACACCGGGAAUUCGAACUCGGCGGCUGCGAGACGCGGCAAUCGCAGACUCACGCGCAAUGAGAGCCGCUAUCAUUCCGAGGUGCGCCAGGAGGCGGUGCAACAAGCUUUGGCAGCAAUGCAGGGUCGUCCGAAACCAUCUUUACCGAUGCCGUCAAAGAGAACCUCCGUGAUGGCUAGAAGUCCCGACAGAGAGCGCCGCGAUAGUGGAGAAUCGAGUAGCGAUGAAGAUAGCGUUGUUACCGAAGAAAGUCCUGGUGCUGGUGGUCCAACGGGCACAGGACUGUCGGAUACCAGCAGCACCGGUUCGGCGCGAGACACGCCUCCGCCUCCGAGACCACCGGCCAGGAGACCUCCUGGUGCGGACAUUACCGACAUCGCGGAAUACACGCCCCAUGCGUACUGUAACAUCCAGCCCCCGGACGUGACACACACAAGCAACACAGCGGCCGCGCAACAGUCGGCCAGGCGACCGGGCGCCGACCGUGUCAAUCGUUACCAUGUUGUCGAGGAUCAGAACAACACCGGGACUACCGGGCGUUGGAAGGUAUCAGCGAAAAUUCAACAAUUGCUCAAUACAUUGAAACGACCGAAACGUCGCCCCUUGCCCGAAUUCUACGAGGACGAUGACAUCGAGCUCGAGAUCGCGGCCAAUCCCAAAGAUCCGAACGCCCCGAAACCCGAGGGCGGUUCUAUGACCUCCGCGGUCGGUGAACCAGUAUCGGUCGCUGCGGGCCUGCCGAGGUCACUCGAGGUCGCCAUACAGAGGUAUGGUUCGGCAUCAUACAAAGCACCAGUGGCGACCGUUCUUGAUCCAAAUGGCAAGCUUUGCGUGACAUUGACCUAUGGAAAACUUCUAAGUCGUUCUCACAAAAUAGCCUACACGUUGUUAAACAAGGCUCUAAGUCGUGGCGGUGAUUGUUGUUUAAAGCCUGGCGAUCGAAUUGCCUUGGUUUAUCCAAACAAUGAUCCAAUAAGCUUCAUGUGCGCCUUCUAUGGUUGCCUUCAAGCUGGUAUUGUACCUGUGCCCAUCGAAGUCCCUUUAACUCGUCGAGACGCAGGCUCCCAGCAAAUCGGUUUUCUCUUGGGCAGCUGUGGAAUUCAGGUGGCAUUGACCAGCGAAGCUUGUCUGAAAGGUCUGCCAAAGACGGCUGCAGGCGAGGUAGUAGCAUUCAAAGGCUGGCCAAAGCUUCAUUGGUUUGUCACAGAGCAUUUGGGCAAAACGCCGAAGGAUUGGCUACCACCACCUCGGUUAACCGACGACACACCAGCGUAUAUCGAGUAUACCACGGACAAAGAUGGGUCGGUGAUGGGAGUGACAGUGACAAGAUCGGCGAUGCUGGCACAUUGUCGAGCUCUGACGCAAGCCUGUGGCUAUACGGAAGGGGAGAAUGCCGUGUGCGUUUUGGACUUCAAACGAGAGGUUGGUCUGUGGCAUAGCACCCUCACCAGCGUUCUAAACGGAAUGCAUGUGAUUUUUAUCCCAUACGCUCUGAUGAAAGUAAAUCCUGCGAGUUGGAUGCAAAUGAUCACGAAGCAUCGUGCUAGCGUAGCUGUGGUCAAGUCUCGAGACCUUCACUGGGGUCUCUUAGCCACUAAAGAUCAUAAGGAUAUCUCGUUGUCAUCAUUGAGGCUGUUGCUGGUUGCCGAUGGUGCUAAUCCCUGGUCCCUUUCCUCGUGUGACCAAUUUCUCUCAGUUUUCCAGUCUAAAGGCUUGCGACCAGAUGCUGUCUGUCCCUGUGCAUCUUCCAGCGAAGCUCUAACAGUAUCGGUGAGGAGACCAGGCCGAGCUGGAGUAAACGCUACUGGACGUGGUGUACUCUCUAUGUCUGGAUUGAGUUACGGUGUUGUUAGAGUUGAUCAAGAGAAUUCUCUCACCUCUUUGACUCUUCAAGAUUGCGGCCAAGUCAUGCCCGGAAGUAUCGUGGUGGUAAUCAAAAUGGAAGGGCAGCCAUUCAUCUGCAAAACGGACGAAGUAGGCGAGAUAUGCGUGCAUAGUUCAGCAACCGGAAACCAAUAUUGGGGAUUACAAGGAUUGACAAAUAACACGUUCAAAGUUUCCCCUCUUCAAGCCGAUGGAAGUCCUCUUGGCGACGUGGAAUACACUCGUUCUGGUUUAUUGGGUUUCCUGGGUCCUGGUGGUCUCGUGUUCGUUUGCGGAUCGCGCGACGGUCUUAUGACUGUAACCGGAAGGAAGCAUAACGCCGACGAUAUUAUCGCUACAGUGUUGGCCGUCGAACCCAUGAAAUUCAUUUAUCGCGGAAGAAUAGCCGUGUUCAGUGUACGUGUCUUGAGAGACGAGCGAAUAUGCGUCGUUGCGGAACAACGACCCGAUUGCAGCGAAGAGGAAUAUACAAUUCACAGUGCUGUAUUUACAUGGACCAACCUCCUAGUAGUAGUGGUGGAACUUGAUGGAAGUGAAAGCGAAGCUUUAGAUCUCGUGGCAUUGGUUACCAGCGCUGUUCUAGAAGAACAUCAUUUGGUAGUCGGUGUAGUGGUCGUGGUGGAUCCUGGAGUCGUUCCAAUAAAUUCGCGUGGUGAGAAGCAACGAAUGCACUUGCGUGAUGGUUUUCUAGCGGACCAACUCGAUCCAAUCUACGUGGCAUAUAACAUGUGAGCAGAAAACGCAGAAAAUGCAUUAUCUAUUGAACGAAAAAAGACUGGUAUCGUAAUUUCCAGUCAUGUUUUUACUCCCAUGUCGACACGUAGAUACUCGCGAUUCGAAAUCACAAGCUGCAUUUCAAAUUUUUAUUCUUUCUCAUGGAGGUCGACUUUCCUAUGGAGAAACUGGAAUAUAUUACAAGGACUCAACGUAUUUUUAAAGCGAACGUCGUCCCUAAACAAUUUAUAUUCUUCUUUUGUAAGAAGAACGCGUAUAUUUAAAUUUUUUUAUCUCGUUAAUGUGUUAAAGAAGAGUAAGAAAGAUUGUAAUACUUCGAAAUUUUCAACACUCGGUUACCAAUCCUUAUCAUUAGUAACAGAAAGUAUUCCUUUCUGUGUUAGAAAUAAUCAUUAUAUGAACAACUAUUAGAUAUAUAUAAUUGAGAAACAGGGACGAUAUAAAAAAACCGCUUUAUAUAUUCUGACAAACAAUUUAUUCAUAAAAAGUCACCAAUGAAGAAUCCUGCUUCAAAUAACGAUAAUCUUGAGACGACAUUCGAAGCAUUAUUAAAAGACUUAAAAAGAGUAACGAGAGUUACAUAAUUGCACAUACAAUAUUAACGAUUUUAAAGCCAAAAAAAAAAAAAGGAAAGUAUAGUGAAUCAACAAAAUAUUUGCACGUCUUCUUUUUUUUUUUU